Messenger RNA from Exophiala viscosa, 1761 nucleotides. Its product is annotated as fungal-specific transcription factor domain-containing protein. The record is from RefSeq and is a predicted model, not a curated record. The transcript has 2 exons. Gene Ontology annotation, biological process: regulation of DNA-templated transcription; DNA-templated transcription. Gene Ontology annotation, molecular function: zinc ion binding; DNA-binding transcription factor activity, RNA polymerase II-specific; DNA binding. Lineage: Eukaryota; Fungi; Ascomycota; Eurotiomycetes; Chaetothyriales; Herpotrichiellaceae. The annotation marks the transcript as partial.
AUUAAACGUCGCGCUGCACGAGCCUGCCAGUCGUGCAGAACCAGAAAGGUUCGAUGCGAUAUUGUUGUCAGUCAAGGGCGCUGCACAAAUUGCAAGUUGGAUAACCUCGAAUGUAUCCUCUUGAGUUCGAAGAGAGGGAAGAACGACACAACCCAGAAGGAAAACACAACCUGGCUACCGCCGGUGUCACCAGCUUCUACCAGAGAUACGAAUGUCGCACCCCCAGCCAUCAUUAACGAAGCACGUCAAGAAUCUGCUAUCCCUUCCUUACCUAUCACAACGCCACUGUCCGCCGCUUCCGCGUCAGAGUCGACUUUCACGGGCUGUUAUACCAGUGAUUCAUCGAUGGAGAACGACCUGCCGUCCUUCAUAAAACCUCUACCAACGAAUAUUGAUCCAGAAGAUCUGAAAUAUCUGGCAAGAAAAGGAGCAUUCAUUGUGCCUGCAGCAGACCUACGUGCCGAGAUUCUCCGAAGCUAUGUCUUCACUGUCUAUCCCUUCAUGCCUAUCUUGGACUUGAAAGAAUUUGUGGACAUUGUGCUGAACCCGGAUAGCGGCGGCAAGGUCAGCCUCCUUUUAUUCCAAGCCGUCAUGUUUGCUGGCCUGUCCUCUCUGAAACAGGAAGUCAUACAGCACACGGGAUGCAAAACAUUGAAGCAAGCGCGCAAGACUUUCUUCACCAAGGUUCUUUCACUCUAUGAUCUUGGUAUCGAGCGGCAGGAUACAGUUGUAUUGCAGUCUCUGUUGCUAAUGAGCCUAUGGUAUGAGAAGUGGGACGAUCGGAAACACACUUGGCACUGGACGGGGCUAGCACUCUCGCUUGCGCAAAGCAUGGGCUUGAACCGUGGAGCAGGCUCUGCUAACCUCCCACCGAAAGUGCGGCGCUUGAGAAGAAGAAUUUGGUGGAGUUUGUACAUUCGCGACCGACUGAUCGCACUUGGUACACGACGAUCCAUGCGUAUCAAGGACGAAGAUUACGACGUGCCACUGCUCGCUAUCGAGGAUUUCGAUAUCGAGCCACUCAACGGACCCUUUGGUGCUCCUUCCAACGGAUGGCUUAUGGGUCGCGAUGCAAAUCAGAGCAGAGGGCUCACGCUCAUGUGUAUCGAGCUCAGCAGGCUAUGUAUAUGCAUUGGCCAUGUGCUUCAGUCCCAGUACACUACUCUAGGCGAGCGAUCCCCACUCACAAGCACCCUGAUGGUCGUCCCAAAAUCUCCGUACGAACGUGCCAAAGAGCUUACGAAUCGUGACAACGAGCUGGAGCAGUGGUACCAAGGUCUCGACCCACAGAUCCAAAAUGUUGCUCAUGAUUCGCCCCGGGAUCCAUCGACCAACUCGCUGGGAAUUCAUUGGUCGAUACUACAAGUGAUACAUCAGACAGCAGUGAGCAUUCUGCACCGCCCACAGAUCCUGGAACCUUGUCCAAGUGGCUCAGAAGGGGCACAGGCACAACAUCUCUCAAGAGAAAAGGUGGGAAACGCAGCGCGGAAGAUUACAAAAAUCAUGCACGCUAUGCUGCGACGAGACCAGGUGCGAUUUCUGCCUACAAGUGGAUUGACGGCGCUUCUGUCGGCAAGCCUGGGCCACAUGUUGGAGAUCAAGUCCAACGACGAAAAUCUCCGAGAUGCAAGCAUAUUUCGCUUCUACCAGACUAUGCAGGUUCUGCAACGACUUCGCGAGAUAUAUGCUGCCGCUGAUUCGGCUGUCUCAUUCCUGGCAUCGGCGGUCCGGAAAGCAGGCAUCAGUGCGCCCAUCCAAUUG